Asterias rubens (European starfish) is the source of this 1362-nucleotide messenger RNA. RefSeq lists its product as uncharacterized. NCBI's taxonomy places the organism in Eukaryota, Metazoa, Echinodermata, Asteroidea, Forcipulatida, Asteriidae. The record is from RefSeq and is a predicted model, not a curated record. The coding region runs from base 537 to 1265 and encodes 242 amino acids. The transcript is spliced from 6 exons.
AAUAAGAUCACAAAUAAACUUAACUCCUUUGCUUUCCCAAUGUUUAUAAUAAAUACACUUCCCACCAACUUUAAUUUUAUCAUUAAACCAAAGCGUGCUCUUUAAUACCUCCACUGUAGUUGUGGGUAAGUGGACCCGAGUAAAAUUAGAUCACGAUUUGAACACAUCGAGCCAAAAAUUAUUAUAAAUUCUUUGCGUACCCACAAAUUUUGCUGAGCCACCUUCCAAUAAUAACCAACGGGUAAUGCCAAAAAUAUGAUUACAUAAAGUGGACCAGUCUGACGACUGGUUAGCCUUGUAAAGUCUACGUAACCAGGUGAUUUUUAAAGCGUCUAUAUACGCACGGACAUCAACCAUCCGCAACCCACCCAGACCAUAAUCUUGGAGCAUUUGGUUUCUAGCAACACGGUCGUGUCCUUUCCAAAUGAAGUUAAAGAACAUAGUGUUUAAUUCUUUGAUCAUAUUACAGGGUGUGUCGGGGAUGGUUAACACAAGAUUUAAGACGACUAUCAAGAAACUGAUUUGGAGAAUAAAACAUGGCGAAUUACGAGAACCAUUUCAUGACCGUCAACAAAGUUACAACAUUUCAAGAAAGACGGAAGAACUUGCUUGAUCUUCAGAAACUACCACUUGAAGAAAGAAGGGCAGUCCUCAGGAAAUACUACGAAGAUUGGGUUAACAAUGGUUACGACGAGGACUAUAUAAGCAGUGGAUACAUUGGACAUAUCACACUAGCUGAAGAAAUACAUGCGCGAAUUCCCGAUACAUCAAAGCGUAUACUUGACUGUGCCUCUGGAAAUGGAUUUCUUGGAGAACAGCUGCUGAAGAAACACGGUUUCACCAAUUUGGACGCAUUGGACAUGUCACAAGGCUGCCUUGAUUACACGCGUGGAAAGAAUGUCUACACAAACUACAUUUGUGCCGCUCUGGGUCCAGAUCGACUGCCCAUCGACGAUGAUGCAUAUGAUGGGAUUGGUUUAACCGGAGGUUGCGGCGCUGGUCACGUGCAACCAGAUUGCCUUCCAGAAUGGGUCCGGAUCACAAAACCAGGUGGAUUGAUCAUGUUUGUUGUGCAAGAAAAAUAUCUAGGAGGCGAACACUACGAUGAGAAUUACUGCAAUGGUGCCUUGGAUGCCAUUCUACACAAAAUGGCUGCCGAAGGUCAAGUGGAGUUUUUGGAGAAGAAAAGACUGUUUUACCUUAAGCACCCGACGGACAGUAGCAAACAUGAAUAUUCAUACAUGUUUGUACUUCGAGUAUUGUGAAUACGUAAUGUGGGGCGGGGGUUAUUGCCAUUUGAUACCCUUUGUAUGGAGUGGCAUGGUGUUACCACACUUAUCUCUACUAUAGAGAUUGGGUGCA